AUGACUUGGGGAUCCCUACUCUCACAACUGCUGCUGCUGCCGCUGUUCUCAGGCUCCCCUAAGGUUGAGGAGCUUCAGCGCAGGGCAGGGCAGACACUCUCUGUGAGAUGCAAGUACCCGACCAGGACCGGUGCCUACGAGAAGAAAAGCUUGUGUAAGGAAGUGUCAGCAUAUCAGUGUAUCAGUUUAGUCUCUAGCUCCCAGCCCUGGACACUGGCUCAGACCUCUCGAUUCUCAAUCUGGGACAACCCUACUGAUGGCUUCUUCACUGUCACCAUGAUCAGUCUGAGGGAGGAAGACUCAGGACACUACUCGUGUAGAACCUACCAUGCUUCUGGAAAAUCUGUCUUAAGGUCCACAAAGUUCUAUCUGGUGGUGUUGACAGCUCCCACCAUGACCUCCCCGUGGUCUCCACCAAGAGCUCUGAGCACAGCCUGUAACAGAUCUCCCUGUGACCAGGACUCAGCACAGACCUUGGGCAGUUUGGCCCCAAUUGGAGGAGCCAGCAAGGCCCCCAGGGCUUCCUCUGGCACCACUGUCCCUUCACAGCAACAUAACUCCACCCUCAGCUCCAGCGCUGCAGCCCCCAGUGUCCUGGUCCCCGUGCUGUGUGGACUCCUCACGGCCAAGAGCCUCGUGCUGGCUGCCCUGUUUGUCCUGUGGGUCUUGAGGAAUUGACAGGUGCAAUACAGUGGGUCUCCGAUGUGCCCAGCUCAGCCCAAGCCACAGACCUGAAAGCACUUCCUACUGAGCCACAGGACCCAAGAUGGAUGUGGCCAGGGCAGCCUUCCUCUCUGUCUGGAGGCUGUGGCCACCAACCUAGUGUGUAGUGGGGUGGGGAAGGGGGAGGGAUUGUGGGCAAGGAAAUUCCCUAAAGGGCCACUUCUGCAUAUGUGUGCAAUUCUGCGACAGCCCCUGACCACCCUCCUGGUCUCAUGUCUCACUGCAGGUAAGACUUGCAAUGGAAAAUCUCAGAUGAAACUUAGGAGCCCAGAUGCUAGGAAAGCCACCUGUCACUUUGAGCAGGUCAUUGACCUUCUCUGGACCUCUGUUUCCCCAUAUGCAGAGGGAUAAAUAUUAUACCACACUGUUGUGAGGAUUAGGCUGAACAAUACAAAUGAACAAGUUUUGUAA
Messenger RNA from Trichechus manatus latirostris (Florida manatee), 1134 nucleotides. It is a transcript of the gene NCR2, whose product is annotated as natural cytotoxicity triggering receptor 2. Gene Ontology annotation, cellular component: cell surface. Gene Ontology annotation, molecular function: signaling receptor activity. The record is from RefSeq and is a predicted model, not a curated record. Lineage: Eukaryota; Metazoa; Chordata; Mammalia; Sirenia; Trichechidae.